UGUGACGUCAGUUUGGUUUACCAUUGGAUGUGAUCUGAGAGUGGAUUUAAUUGGCGAAGACAUACGCGAAGAAGUGAUCGCAUUAUCUCUGCACUCAAGCGAUGGUCAAAACACGACAGAAACGAUUCAAUUGGAAAGCGAGACAAUCGGGCCAUGAAGUGGUCGCCAAGGAAGCGGAUCCGCAAAAAAAAUCGGUGGCCAAUAAGAUAGACAUCGGCGUGGAUGAGACAAAAUACGAUUCGUGUAACGCAUUGGUUUUGGACACCACGAGGAAGGGGUCCAAAACGAAGGCACCAAAUGUGCCGAAAGUGGCGAAAGUUUUGUCGAAAAAACAAAAGAAAAAAUUAGAGAAAGUAUUGCAGCGAAAGACCCGCAAAAUUAAUAGAGCGAAACUAUUGAGUGAUUUGCAAGACGUGAGGGUUGAAGACAAGGAAAUGGCGUUAAUGUCGUCCACUAGUGAUGUCCAGACUUUCGGUCGCAAACGAUUUUUAGAUAAUUGUAAAUCAAUUAGUGAUAUAAAUACUGAAGAGAUCCAUGAAAUAACUGCAAUUAAAUACAAGACUCGCAAUACGUUUAAGAAACUCAAAACUGAACCCAAAAAUAAAGACUUGAAUGUAAUCGCAGUGUCGGACGGACUGAGCAGUAGUUCAGAAAGCGAUGACACCAGUGAUGAGGAUAAUGACAAUUCAGGUGAUAGUGAUGUGAAAGACGCAGACAAUGCUGUCGUAAAUAAUGAUAACACAGAGUCUGAAACGAGUGAACCAAAUGUUAGUGACAAAAGUGAAUCCGAUGUCAAACGCGACUCCAAUUUAGUGACUGAAAAACCGGUUGAAAAUGUUUGCGAACCCGAGAAACCGAAACCAGAAGUGACUGAAGAAGUAGUGAAGAGACAAUUCGUGGCCAUCGAUAGGACCGAUGAGAUCGAGAAGUUCCGGUCGGCGCUGCCUAUUGUGAACGAAGAGCACACUAUAAUGGACUCUGUGUUCAACAACAUGUUUGUCAUCGUUUGCGGCGAAACGGGUUCAGGAAAGACGACACAAGUGCCACAAUUCCUCUAUGAGGCCGGCUUUGCCACCAAUGGACAGAUGAUUGGAGUGACAGAACCGCGCAGAGUGGCCGCCAUCGCUAUGUCUAAACGAGUGGCUCACGAGAUGAACCUCUCGAGCAGUAGAGUGUCGUAUCAAAUAAGGUUUGACACAAACGCCACAAAAGAGACACAAAUUAAGUUCAUGACAGACGGCGUACUCCUCAAAGAGAUACAAAAUGAUUUCCUUCUGCAGAAGUAUUCAGUGAUAGUCAUCGAUGAGGCGCACGAACGGAGUCUUUACUCCGAUAUAUUGAUCGGUUUGUUGUCACGUAUUGUUCCGCUCAGGAAUAAAAAGAAGAAUCCUUUAAAGUUAAUCAUAAUGUCGGCGACGCUUAGGGUCGAAGACUUUACUACAAAUACCAGGCUUUUUAAGAGUGUUGCGCCCGUACUGAAGAUCGAUUCGCGUCAAUAUCCAGUGUCCGUUCACUUCAAUAAGAAGACAAACAGUGAUUAUCUUCACGAAGCGUUCAGAAAGGUGUGCAAAAUACACGCCGAAUGCCCGGCCGGUGGGGUAUUAGUGUUCGUCACCGGCAGGCUUGAAGUGGAAGUGUUGUGUCGAAGACUGCGAGCGAAAUAUCCGAACAAUAGCUAUAAAAAUAAUAACGAAGUUUCUACUCAUAAGAGUAGACAAAAACGGAUCAGAAAGAGCAGUGAAUGUGAAGAAAAUAAGACAUUAGUGACAGAGAAGGCGCCGACAAUCAAUUUGGAUGAUUAUGACGUGAAUCCAUUGGAAAGCGAAACAGUUUUAGACGAUUUUGAUUACUCUGACGAUGAAAAUGAUGAGCAAAUUGUCGACCACAACAGCGACGAUGAGGACAAUAUCUACGCCCAGAGCCAACCCCUGUAUUGUCUGCCACUGUAUUCAAUGCUUCCGCACUCGCAGCAGAUCUCGAUCUUCAAAGAGCCGCCACAGGGCUCGCGAUUGUGUGUCAUCGCCACCAACGUCGCCGAGACUUCGCUCACUAUUCCUAACAUUAAAUAUGUUGUCGACUCCGGAAAGGUU
This is a messenger RNA of Oppiella nova, 2090 nucleotides long. NCBI's taxonomy places the organism in Eukaryota, Metazoa, Arthropoda, Arachnida, Sarcoptiformes, Oppiidae. The record is from the annotation of a GenBank genome assembly.